Anneissia japonica is the source of this 2476-nucleotide messenger RNA. Its product is annotated as non-specific ribonucleoside hydrolase RihC-like. Gene Ontology annotation, molecular function: hydrolase activity, hydrolyzing N-glycosyl compounds. The transcript has 5 exons. The record is from RefSeq and is a predicted model, not a curated record. Bases 174 to 1109 code for a protein of 311 amino acids. Lineage: Eukaryota; Metazoa; Echinodermata; Crinoidea; Comatulida; Comatulidae.
UGUGGUCACUCUGAGGGCGCAAUACUGUCUUAAAUAUACCCUCACAUCGGCAUAAUUUGAUGUUGCAUGCAUCACUGGUCACACUGACCAACAACUCCCUGCACUGACUGUCACUUUUAGGCGGUUGAAAUCAAACAAAUUAGACCAAGGGCCUAGGGACAAUUGACAGCAAAAUGACCGACCAAGUUCAUAUGAUAAUUGAUUGUGAUGUUGGAGUUGACGAUGCCCAAGCUAUUAUGCUGGCCCUAGCCAUGCCCAAUGUCGAGUUGGUGGCCAUCACCUGUGUAGCGGGAAAUGUUGACGUAGAUAAAGUUUGCAUCAAUACUCUCAAAGUACUUGAAGUAUGUGAUAGACUCGAUGUUCCAGUAUAUAAAGGAGCUACAUCUGCUAUACUUGGCAACAUUGAAAGAGCUGAGUUCUAUCAUGGUCAGGAUGGUAUGGGAGAUGCCGAUGGCAUUGCAGGACCUGAUUUGACGAUGAUCAAACAAGAAGUUGCAGCCAUUGCCCUGGUGAGGAUGGUGAAUGAAAGGCCGGGGCAAAUAAGCAUUGCUGCUAUUGGACCAUUGACGAACAUUGCAAUAGCUAUGAAACUGGACCCAAAUUUUACUCAAAAACUCAAAAAUAUUGUCAUAAUGGGCGGAGAGUUGGAAGGUAAAGCUGCAGCUUUUCUUACCUCGGAAUUCAAUUUCACUUGCGAUCCAGAGGCAAUUCAAAUUGUACUUAGUGGGAGCCAUUGUCCUGUAGAUUUACUGCCUUUCGAAGUUUGUACAAAUUAUGGAUUUUCAAGUGACUUCUUUGAGGAUUUGAUAUCCCACAACAGCAGAAAGGCUAAGUUUAUUAAGGCUAUCACUGCUGGUAGUCUGGAAAAAGACCUACGCAGAGCGGGUCAGUACAUACCAUGUGACCUGUACGCCAUUGCUUCUCUUGUGAAAAAAUCCUGCGUAACUAGGAGGGAUCAUGUGCACGUACAAGUUGAGUUGCAUGGUAGUUUAACACGUGGGAAAAUGAUAACUGAUUGGAAUAAGAAAGUUUCGCAGGACCAUAACAUAAACAUCAUUACAGAAAUGGAUAUGGAUAGUCUAAAAGUAAUGUAUUCAAAAACAGUGUAAAAUUUAGUUGUAGACAGUAUUCCUAUUUAUGUAAUUGUUAUUAUUGAUUUAAUCAAGCAUAGAAAUCAGGGAACUACAGUAUUUUAUUUAACAUAAUUUUGUUUUACUGUAUUCAGUGUGUGUGAUUCACCUAGCCAUGUGUGAACCUCAUGGAGUUAUUUUUGUUAGAGGCUAAUGGAGCAGUGUAAAUUAAUAGCUACCUCAAAAAAAUAGUAAAAUAGUCCUGAGAUGCAACCAAUGCUGGCAACAGAAAUAUGCCGAUAAAGGGUCCGACAUGUCCGACAACGGGGUCUGAUCCAAGAGGCUUACUAGAGCCUUGAUCAGGGUCCAGGAAUAAAAAUUCCUUGUAGGGUCCAUGGGAAGAGUUUUUAUGGCUUAGUAUGGCCCAAAACUGUGCUUUUACACCAUAAAAUUAAGGAUUGGUGAUCAAGAUAGGCAAAUUAACAUUUUGGUCUGACGACCUCAUCCAUAUAUUAAUAUCUUAAUUUUUAUAUUUAAGGAAGUUAAUUAAAUUAAAAUUGUGAAAACACUUUCUCUAUCGGUAUGAAAAUGUAAAUAAUAAUUUUUUCCUGUAUUGUUUUGCAUAGACCUUUAAAUUAGCUGUUAAUCAAUUUAAGAUUUUUUAUAGUAAAAUAUGUGUACUGUAGAUCAGCGAAAAAUAUUUUUUUUUAUCUGUUUCUGGUUGAAAGUUAAUAGUUCAUCUUUUCAAUGAGCUACAGUGCACCCUUCAAUUCUAGACCCCUCUAAUUCAAGGCCACUUUUUCAAAAAACAAAAUAACAAUCUUAAUUUUUUAACACAAAGCAAACCCUCUAAUUAGAGUCUGAACCUAUAGACACAGUAAAUUUCAAGUCCCAAAAGUGGUCUUGAAUUGGAGGGUACACUUCUAAUUAAUUUUUGAGAUUUUCCGAUCAGUAAAAGCAUUAUUUGUUCCCCAAUAAUGUUGUUUUGCCUGUCUAUCCUUGAGUCAUUUUGGUCUUGUGUCAGUUCGGCCUGAAAAGGGCUGAAAACGACUCAGGGAUAAAACAGGUGGAUUCUUAUUUAUAUUGACAGACCAUUAGGGAUGAAUACAAAAUGAAUGAUUGUAUAAAUAAAUUUAAUUAUAAUCUAUUAUUAGUCUAUUGGUAAAAGAUUAUGUUGAUAUACAGUAUUAUGUGUUGAUUCAAAUAUAGAUACAAAACAGUACUCUUACAAAAUGCAAUUGGUCAGACUAAAGCAUGAUGCACACAGUAUCAGCCAAUGGUCUGCCAAUAUAAAUAUCAAAAAAACAAUCAUUAUUAUUACUAUAAAUAGAAAGAAAUAGAUGUAAAUAAGCUGUAGGUGUACUGUAUCAAUAAAUCAAUUUGAACGUUUUUGGAUGUUUAUAUAA